Dendrobium catenatum is the source of this 1246-nucleotide messenger RNA. RefSeq names its product GATA transcription factor 17. The record is from RefSeq and is a predicted model, not a curated record. Gene Ontology annotation, molecular function: sequence-specific DNA binding; zinc ion binding; protein binding. Bases 188 to 1246 code for a protein of 352 amino acids. Gene Ontology annotation, biological process: regulation of DNA-templated transcription. The transcript has 8 exons. NCBI's taxonomy places the organism in Eukaryota, Viridiplantae, Streptophyta, Magnoliopsida, Asparagales, Orchidaceae.
AAAAAUAAAACUAGGAAUGAAAUUCCCAACCGAGCACACCGGGUACUCCAGAUAUCUCACUAUUCACCGGCGAGCUUUCCCUAAACUCUAUUAUCUGGAACUGAUUGAAGUCGUAUUUCUCUUCCGGCAGUUUAAAUUGAUUACGGACUCGUGAAUCCGUCGGCGAGAAUUCGUACUUCGAAGGGUGAUGAACCAAAAUUCUAAUCCGGCAGUGGAAGUGAAGCUUGUGGCUGCUGGAAAGUAUCCGCCGGGUUGCCGAGGCCAGGAUUCGAUCGCCGCACGCCAGGUGCUGGCUUCGAUGACGAUGCCGGGGCAGAUCGACGGUGGAGAUGUAGGCGUGAGCUCUGAUGGACAGGGGAUCCUGCACUACACGCGAGAGCACGACGAGAACAAUUGCGGCGGGGUGGAAAACGGAAUGGAUGAGGAUCAGAACGGCAUGAUGGAGAGCGAGGGGAUGGAGGGAGAUGGACCGUCUGAUCCGGGUCAUCCCUGCGAUCCGCAGGGCAUGAUAGUUCCGCAUGGCGGAAGCAACCAGCUUACGCUUUCUUUCCAGGGCGAGGUUUAUGUGUUUGAUUCUGUCUCCCCAGAGAAGGUUCAGGCAGUGCUUCUAUUAUUGGGAGGACGGGAAAUCUCUAAUAGCUUGGCUGCAUUCCCUUCAACUGCGGAUCUAAGCACUAAGCAACGGUCAAAUCUACCCCAUAGAGUUGCUUCCUUGAUGAGAUUCCGUGAGAAGAGGAAAGAGCGGAAUUUUGAUAAGAAGAUACGCUAUACGGUUCGGAAGGAGGUUGCUCUUAGGAUGCAGCGUAGUAGGGGGCAGUUCGUAUCAUCGAAGUCAAAGACCGAAGUUGUAACAUCUGAUGUUAUCAAUUGGCCUAACCAGCACUGGGACAUAGUAGAAAAACAGCCUCCAUCAGCAGUAGAAUGCCAUCAUUGUGGCAUUAGUGCCAAGUCUACACCAAUGAUGCGGCGUGGACCCAAUGGACCAAGAACCUUGUGCAAUGCAUGUGGACUUGUGUGGGCAAAUAAGGGAACCAUGCGAGACCUUUCAAAAAAUCCAUCUUCACUCAUUCAAACUCGACUGCCUGAAGCAAAAGAUUUGAGUGAUUCUCCAGGAGAAGCAGACAUGCAGCCUCUUCCAUUAGCUGCUAACGAUAAGCAAUGUCCCAAUGUAGCAUAUUUUUUCCAUAAGCACAUAUCAUUCUACCUUUGCAAUCUUUUAGCAGUCCUGCUAUUCCAGCCAUAUUAG